GCCUGUGUUGUAAGCACACAGAGCAGGGCCUUUACUUUCUCCUAGCGCUCAGAUCCUCAUGCAUUUGUCCUGAGCGACACACACCUGCCUAAUCUUUGAAGGCUUCAGGUUGGCUGAGAGGUGAGAGAUGCCAACUCUGAUUCAAGAUGCCUGUGGAGGAAUCACAGGUACCACCCAGGGCAAUGUUCUCUCUGUUGUCUGCACAGCAGGGUUACCCAAACCCAACAUCACAAGCAACAACUCCGACCCUGUGGAGAAUGUGGAUUCUGUUGUAAUAACGUGUGGACCUCAGACUCAGAGCACAAGCUACCUGUGGUCAGUAAACAAUAAGAGCCUCCCGGCCAGCACCAGGUUAGAGCUCUCCCUGGACAACAGGACUCUCACUAUACGCCGUGUCACAAGGAAUGACACAGGACCCUAUGAGUGUGAAACUCGGAACCCAGUGAGUGCCGGUCAUAGUGACCCAUUCACCCUGAAUGUUCUCUAUGGCCCAGAUGCCCCCACCAUUUCCCCCUCAGACUCCUAUUACCGUUCAGGGGCCAACCUCAGUCUCUCCUGCCACGCAGCCUCUAACCCGCCCGCACAGUAUUCUUGGUUUAUCAAUGGGAGACCCCAGCCGUUCACACAGGAGCUCUUUAUCCCCAACAUCACUGCGAAUGAUAGCGGAUCCUAUGCCUGCCUCGCCUAUAACUCU
Callorhinus ursinus (northern fur seal) is the source of this 694-nucleotide messenger RNA. RefSeq names its product cell adhesion molecule CEACAM8-like. Gene Ontology annotation, cellular component: plasma membrane; cell surface. The record is from RefSeq and is a predicted model, not a curated record. Gene Ontology annotation, biological process: regulation of immune system process; signal transduction. NCBI's taxonomy places the organism in Eukaryota, Metazoa, Chordata, Mammalia, Carnivora, Otariidae. Gene Ontology annotation, molecular function: protein tyrosine kinase binding.